AUGCUCGGGCGGGCCCGGCUCCCGAUUGCCACUUUCUCGAGGGCCUCCCUUUUUGCCCGUCAAAUUCUGCCCUACCCUCAACUUCAACGAGUUCGCGCGAUGGCCACCGAGGUGGAGAAGGCGCAGACGGCGCAAAAGGGCGGCGACACGCUCUUCGGGAAGAUCAUCAGGAAGGAGAUUCCCGCCAAGAUCAUCUACGAGGACGAUGAUGUUCUCGCGUUCCACGACGUCUCCCCGCAAGCGCCGGUCCAUUUCCUCGUCAUCCCCAAGAAGCAUAUCCCGAGUCUCGAGGACGCUGAGGACAAGGAUGAAGCCCUCCUCGGCAAGCUGCUCCUCACCGCUCGUCGCGUGGCCAAGGAGCUGAAGCUCGACAACGGAUAUCGCACGGUAAUCAACAACGGGAAAGACGGCUGCCAGUCGGUGUUCCACAUCCAUCUACAUGUCCUCGGCGGUCGUCAGCUGCAAUGGCCACCCGGA
This is a messenger RNA of Mesorhabditis spiculigera, 477 nucleotides long. The record is from the annotation of a GenBank genome assembly. Lineage: Eukaryota; Metazoa; Nematoda; Chromadorea; Rhabditida; Rhabditidae.